AGCACUGCAGGCAUAGGGCCUCCAGAAGGACAGGCAAGGUCCCUCUGAGAGACAAGCUGGCUUCUAGCUGAAACCUCUGGCCCAGGCGUCCUCUAAGGGAAGCCAGGCUGUGUCAAGGCAAGGCCCAUGUAGAGAGAAGAUGAAGAUGGGGAGGACCAGAGUGGGUGCGCUUGGAAGGAAAGCCGGCUGCGUGGGGGCACCGUCGAUUGCCCAGGACGCGGUGCCGGCUCGCGUCGUCCCGCAGGCGGCGCCAGAGCGCAAGCCCGCCUCGUGACUCGGGUCCACAGUCCGGCCGGGCGGAGCGAGGGGCGGGCCCCUGCGUCUCUGGGCGCUGGAGCGCGGCGGUGCGGACGGACGGACUGACGGACGCGCAGCGUUACCCGCCAGGGUCAUGGCGGAGCACGCCCCUCGCCGCUGCUGCCUGGGCUGGGACUUCAGCACGCAGCAGGUCAAGGUUGUUGCUGUUGAUGCAGAGUUGAAUGUCUUCUACGAGGAAAGUGUGCAUUUUGACAGAGACCUUCCAGAAUUUGGGACUCAGGGCGGUGUUCAUGUGCACAAGGAUGGGCUGACGGUCACUUCUCCAGUGCUAAUGUGGGUCCAGGCACUCGAUAUCAUCUUGGAGAAGAUGAAGGCUUCAGGCUUUGACUUUUCUCAAGUCCUAGCCUUGUCCGGGGCAGGCCAGCAACACGGAAGUAUAUACUGGAAGACUGGAGCCCAGCAGGCACUGACAAGCCUAUCACCAGACCUCCCGCUACACCAGCAGCUGCAGGACUGUUUCUCCAUCAGCGACUGCCCGGUGUGGAUGGACUCCAGUACCACAGCCCAGUGCCGCCAGCUGGAGGCUGCUGUGGGCGGGGCUCAGGCUCUCAGCUGCCUCACGGGGUCCCGUGCCUACGAGCGUUUUACAGGAAACCAAAUUGCAAAAAUUUACCAGCAGAACCCCGAGGCCUACUCACACACGGAGAGAAUUUCUUUGGUCAGUAGCUUUGCUGCUUCCCUGUUCCUUGGCUCUUACUCCCCUAUUGACUACAGCGACGGUUCUGGAAUGAAUUUGUUGCAGAUACAGGAUAAAGUCUGGUCCCAGACUUGCCUUGGUGCCUGUGCACCUCAUUUAGAGGAGAAGCUUGGCCCACCAGUACCAUCAUGCUCAGUUGUGGGAGCCAUUUCUUCCUAUUACAUCCAGCGCUACGGAUUUCCUCCAGGAUGCAAAGUGGUGGCCUUCACUGGGGACAACCCAGCGUCGCUGGCAGGCAUGAGACUGGAGGAAGGUGACAUUGCGGUCAGCCUGGGCACCAGUGACACCCUGUUUCUCUGGCUCCAAGAACCCAUGCCUGCCCUGGAAGGCCACAUCUUCUGCAACCCGGUUGACUCCCAGCACUACAUGGCACUCCUGUGCUUUAAAAAUGGCUCCCUCAUGAGAGAGAAGAUCCGCGACAAGUCCGCGUCCCGUUCCUGGAGCAAGUUCUCUAAGGCACUGCAGUCCACAGAGAUGGGCAACGGUGGAAACCUGGGUUUUUAUUUUGAUGUAAUGGAGAUCACCCCUGAAAUUAUUGGAUGUCAUAGGUUUAACGCAGAAAACCACAAGGUCGCAGCAUUCCCUGGGGAUGUGGAGGUUCGAGCACUGAUUGAAGGACAAUUCAUGGCCAAGAGGAUUCACGCAGAAGGCUUGGGCUAUCGAAUCAUGUCCAAGACAAAGAUUUUGGCCACAGGAGGAGCAUCUCACAAUAGAGACAUCUUACAGGUGCUUGCAGAUGUGUUUGGUGCCCCGGUGUAUGUUAUAGACACUGCCAACUCAGCCUGUGUGGGUUCUGCAUACCGAGCUUUUCAUGGUCUUGCAGGUGGAAGAGAUGUGCCCUUUUCAGAGGUUGUGAAGUUGGCUCCAAAUCCCAGACUAGCUGCUACCCCAAGCCUGGGAGCUUCUCAGGUCUAUGAGGCCCUCCUCCCCCAGUAUGCCAAACUCGAGCAGAGAAUCUUGUCUCAGACCCGGGGGCCUCUGGAGUGAACAGGCAUCCUUGUUGCCCCUGCCUGCCCAGAUUUACUGACCCCACUUGGAGACAUGGCCCCGGACAGCAGGGAUCCACUUCCCUGUUCUGAACAGCUCUUCCUGCCUCUGCUGACUCCUUGGAGUGUCCAGGACCAUUUUAAAGCCGUCUUCAGCACAUCUGCCUGAAGAUAGAUAGGCACUCGUGUCCUUGUGCCCAUGUGCCCGUGUGCCCAAGGGCAGGAAAACAUCUCUCUUUUCCUGUCUUUUAUCCCAGGAGGCAGGACAACACUGAGACUGGGAUAUAUCUGAUAAAAACUAUGACUUUUCCCCUUGUAGAGGCAGAAUUAAAGCUAAUCUAGGGACUCAAAUUAGCAGAAUGGGGGAGACAAAGCCCUGUCUCACCCCCUAACCUCAUCCUAUCUCUUUCUCCAACCCUGACUCUCUGCCCACUCCUCCCCAAACCAUGACCCACAGCCGCCCCCACCCCAUAUCUUGAUCCUACCUUCCAUCCUCUCCCCCAAUCCAAACCCCACAGCCUCUUCUCUCCCACACCCUGCCCUCCUUGUUUCAGCUGUCUGAGGUGCCUCCCAGAGCCUCUCUUAUUUGCCCUAUGCUCACCCUCUCCAUGCUGUCCCCAUUCUCUCCUUUCACCAUCUGUUCUCUCCCCCUCCUUCAUCUCCUCCCUCCCCAAACGCACCUGGCAUAAUUCACAACCUCCCACCCAAACGGUGGGCCUGGUGGACGUGCUUCCUGUGCCCUCCUUUUAGCUGUUCCCACAGAUCACUGAGAGGGACCAUCUCCCAAGUGGCACAGUUUAGAACUUCUCUCUCUUUUUCUCCCUCAUUCCCUCUCUCUUCUUGCAGUCCACUUGUUGAAGAAGUUGUGUCAUUUCUCUGGAAGAAUUUCCCAAAUUCUGGAUUUCUUUUUUAUAUUGGAGUAUUUCAUCAGCUGAAAAGUUGUGAUUCUCACUUUGAGUUUUCUUCCUGUAUUUGUACAGUGAGUUCCUUUUUCCUUCCUCUUUAUCCCUCCUGUUUUACUUUAUACCUCUCUAUUCCUUGCUCAAAUUAUUGCAAAAGCCUCCACAGAAAGUCCUCUGUGAUCUGACUCCUGCAGACUCUUCCAGAUUUUUCUUCUGCCCCAGGUCUUUACUGAGCUCAGGACUCCAGCUAAAUCAAAAUACUCAUGUUCUCACCCAGAGUGACAAAAUCCUGCAGAUAGGUUUAAGACCUGGUGGAUCAGAGCAGUAGCUAGUGGGAAGUUAAAAGGAAGGGGCUUAGAAAAUGAGUGGGAUCAAAGGCAUCACUUCUGAUGGAGAUGAAGCCAUCUUGAAAGGGAGUGGUGUCCUUUGGAGGCAUGGUGGACGAAAGGGGGCAAAGGAAGCAAGAGGCUAAAGAUAACGGCCCGUUAGAUACGACAGCAAGGCCAAGAUUCCGAAGAAGACAGACAACUCCCCCUAGAUGUUACUUUUUAAAGACAUUUUACAUUAUUGGCCAGCAGAAAAAAGGCUGUCUUGGAGCAUGAAACAGUAAACUGUAACAAAACACUUCAACAUGAAUUUGAAAAUAAAUAAUUGUGGAUAUAAAAGGACACCAGAGAUCAGAAAUUCAAAACCUCAGAAUAAAAAUGAAAAAGCUACAAGCAUAUAAGAGAAGAGAACUGACUGAACUUGGGAAAUAAUUUGAACAAAAAGAUAAGUCAUCACAAAUAUGAAUACUAAAUUAUACUAUAUCUUAAUGAAAAUAGAUAUGGUCACAAGUACAUUAAGGCACGUAGAAGGUAGGAGUAAGAAAAGCUAAGAGAAACAAAACAAACAAAGCAAUAUUAAAGAAAGAGCCAAAAAGACCCAGAAAUAAAAUGAUAGAUAAAGAAGAUUGGCAAAGAAAAGAUGAUACAGGUAAAAUUGGAACUCAUGAAGACAAAAGAUAAGACAGUGGAAUAGAGUUAAUAUUUAAAAUUCAAAUAUUAAAACUCAAACCCAAAAGAACUUUCUGAAAACAAAAGAAAACCUGAAACUUUAUCUUGAAAGGGUCUAUCUUGUUACUUCGAAUAUUGACCCAGAAUGAUGAGCUCUGAGACAUGUCCUGCCAACUAUACUUUGAAGCCAAAGGAAAAGAACUAUGUAAGCCUCUAAGCCAAAAGACCUAGUCUCUUACAAAGGAAAGAUCUGGUUGGCCUCAGACUUCUCAACAAAGCGAGAUAGCAAUGGGGCAACCUUUCCAAGAAACUCAAAGAAAGCAUGAACUGAGGAUUUCAUAUUUCUCCAAGCUGUCCUUUAAGUAUCAAGGAUAUAGGAAGAAGUUUUAAUUACACAAGAACCCAGGGACUAUUGUACCCACAACGUCUUCCUUAGAAUUCUACUAAAAGACAAGCUUCAUCCAACUAGGAGAUGAUUGG
This is a messenger RNA of Chlorocebus sabaeus (green monkey), 4378 nucleotides long. It is a transcript of the gene XYLB, whose product is annotated as xylulokinase. Gene Ontology annotation, cellular component: cytosol. Gene Ontology annotation, biological process: D-xylose metabolic process; phosphorylation; xylulose metabolic process. The record is from RefSeq and is a predicted model, not a curated record. Lineage: Eukaryota; Metazoa; Chordata; Mammalia; Primates; Cercopithecidae. Gene Ontology annotation, molecular function: D-xylulokinase activity.